GUUUAUGAGUCUUUAAUAUUUCAAGCGUAAACCAAAAUUAACAGUUAGUUAACUUAGCCACGUUAUAAAAGGAAAUUCAGCCUAAGUACUGUAAAGUAGAAUUUCCGAUACUGUUUGUGAACGUGCCAUUGUGAUUAGUGUGUACAGUUUUAGUUAGCAGUACCGGAAAGGGGCGGAGGAAUAUAUAACAACAUUUAACGUGGAAAACUUUUGGUAGACGUGAAUGUUAUUAAAUAUUUGAGGAAUUCCAUCUUUUAUGUGCCUUUAAUUAAAACUUGUUAGUGCUGUUAUUGAUAAGUAUAUUCUCAUUUCUAGUAAAAGUGAAUCACUUACGAAACAUGAUUCCUAGUGUCGUUUGGAAUAGUGAGGUUUUGGGAUGAAAAUGAAGUCCGGCGUUAAAAUAUCUUUUGAAAAAAAUCCGCUGUAGUGUUUGACUUGAAUCUAUGUUUCAAAACAACUUUUUCUACUAUCGUGUGUUAUCCAUAAGAGGUUAUAUCUGUUAAAACUUCGUGUAUGUUCGUGCAAGACAAAGUUGGCGCCAGUUUGGUUAGGCCUAUUCACUCUUUGUCGGUUAUAAUACAUUACUGAGACACUAUUACACUUGUUUUAAAAAUGCUUAUCCUUGAGAUGUAGUGUGUUUAUAAUAAGAAAUAGUGUGCUUGUGAACACUUAUAUAGUUGAAUCCAAAUGUACAAUGGAUAUAAAAACUUUACAGAAAAGUAAUACAUUUAAUUCAUUUACAAGUGGAAGCCACAAAAUUGGAACCUGGUUUGCAACCUUUGGCGAUAGACGAAGGAAAAGCUCAAUGAAAGCAUCUAAGAGUCUUACUCUAGGAGUCGUGCAUGAAAAUCCAAAGAUAUGCUCUGAUGCUGAGUCUGAAGAAAUUGCAGAUGCAUUUGCUACUCAAGUUAAACUCCGUCCUAAAAAUAGACGAUUUAGUGAGCAGGAUCUGAACAAGCGGUUGUCCCUGCCUGCUGAUUUGCACCUGCCAGAGUCAUUUAUUGCCAAGCACAAUGUGAGCCUGGACACCCAAAUACCUCUGAGUCGGGCAACCCGGCGACAGUCCUUGUCUGAAAUUGGUUUUGGGCGCAUGGAAACUUAUACCAAAUUGGACAAGCUGGGCCAGGGUACGUACGCAACUGUGUUCAAAGGGAAAUCUCGCCUAACUGACAACCUUGUAGCACUGAAAGAGAUUCGAUUGGAGCAUGAAGAAGGAGCACCAUGUACUGCAAUCAGAGAAGUUUCAUUGUUGAAAGAACUGCGUCAUGCAAACAUUGUAACCUUGCAUGACAUCAUCCAUACCGAGAAGUCAUUAACAUUAGUAUUUGAGUACUUGGAAAGAGAUUUAAAGCAGUAUAUGGAUGACUGUGGAAAUAUUCUGAGCUUGAAUAAUGUCAAAUUGUUCCUGUUUCAAUUGUUACGUGGUCUGGCAUAUUGUCAUCAACGAAGAAUUCUGCACAGAGACCUGAAGCCUCAAAAUCUGUUAAUAAACGAUCGAGGUGAACUAAAGUUAGCAGAUUUUGGUUUGGCUAGAGCUAAAUCAGUUCCUACAAAGACCUACUCCAAUGAGGUAGUUACCCUUUGGUAUCGUCCACCAGAUGUGCUGCUGGGCUCAACUGAGUAUUCUACUCCAAUCGAUAUGUGGGGUGUGGGGUGUAUAUUUUAUGAGAUGGCUUGUGGACGCCCGCUGUUCCCUGGAUCCACAGUUGAAGAAGAACUGCGCCUGAUAUUCCGAGCCUUGGGCACACCAUCGGAAGAUUUAUGGGGUGGUGCUGCUUCCAUUUACAUGUUACCUUUUGUUAGUCCUGAGCCAUUGUUGACUAGGGCUCCUCGCCUAGAUGCAGAUGGCAUAGAUUUGCUCACUAAGUUCCUUUGUUAUGAUGCCAAAAAACGUAUAUCUGCAGCUGAUGCAAUGAAACAUCCUUAUUUCAAGUCUUUGGGAAAUGAGGUUCUUAAGCUGACAGAUGUGAUGUCAAUUUUCUCUGUUCCUUCAAUCCAGCUGAGCAAAGAUCCUGGAUAUCGCUCUGCAAACUUCCCAAAGUCUAGUGUAUUGGGACGAUCUCGACGCCAAAGCAUGUUGUUAUGAAUAGAAAGACUUAUUUUCAUUGAUGCACUUUGUCAGUGUCAGCAUCAAUAUUUUUGAGAGGUGUACUUCUUUACUGUGAUUCCCUGUUCUAAUUAGAAUAAAAACAGUCCAUAAAAAUAUUUUUAGUUUUAUAAGGACAGGGUGAUUUACAUAAUAAAGGCUGUAAAUUGCAAUCCACAAAUCAGUCUGGGCCUGUGUCCUAAACCCUUUAUUAAGUUGGAAAUGUUAAAUAUGAUUAUUGCGAGAUUUUGAAAUGAAAUACAGUGGGGACUCUUUAAUCUGGCAUCCUUUGUUCGAUUUAGCACAUUCUGUAAUCCCGCAGCGAUUGAGCUACUCACAUUCUGUGGGGUACAUUUAGUGAGGUGAUUCUCACAGUUGAAAUACCUUUAAAAAUGGAAGAUGUAUCAUAAAAAUGGUUUGAACAUAUUUUUAGUGUUUUAGUUUUGUAAACUUUUUUUUAAAAACUGAAUUUAAAAAUAAUUCAUUUAAAAACUGCUUAGAACGGCUUCAGUAACACUACUCGUGCUGCAGCCCGCCUAGAAAGCAGGUCUGUGUGCUAUGCAAUGGCAAAAUUCUUUAUUCUACACUCGUCUCCCUCUUUCCUGUGCUGUUAAGAGAUUACCUGGCUGUCUGCAGUCUUACGUAUUCUGUCUAUUCCCAUACAUAAGGCUACUCGAGUUGCAUUUAAUCACAUGAGGAAUGCUCAAAAUGCUUUGCUACACACACAAUGUUGGUCUGGCACAGCUCGGUUUAUGCAUAUUUUGUACACCUGAGGAUGUCUUUAUUUGCUCUGUUGUGGUGUGAUUUCAUUUCUAAGAUGUUGUAUCUACUGAAACAAGUGUUUAACUCCAUAAAGUAUUCAUCUUUAUUGUAAUAAUUCACAGAAACUUUGCGAGCUGACUGUUAAAACUUAUUCUUUACUUGGUGAUUGAAAUUAAGGGUUUUUGUAACAACAAUAUUAAAUUAUUCCAGUGUUUGGUAAAAUUUUGUUCAGAAUAAAUGACGCCAACUAAAUUAUUUUAUGUUUUAAUAGUGAAACAUUAUAUUUUCUUGCAGUGAGGUACUGAAAAUUGAAUAUUCUCUAGCUGCUUGCUAAUAGUUAGGUGUGAUUCCUUGUUUAUGAUUUUUCUUUGUCGCACUUAAAGGCAGUGUGUGCCACUUCUAUGGUAUUGUUUUGUUCAGAAGACAGUUGCUAUUUUCUUAAAUAAAUUUAUAACUUAACUAAAUAAUUUAUAAUCUGUUGGACGUGUCCUUCUGUAGUAUCUUUUAUCAUGGCUGAUGAAAUAUAUUACAAUCUUUACAAUCAAAUCACUUCUUCCAAUAAGCUACUGAAAAUGGACUUGGCAAUGGCCACUCGCUAAAAGUUAGGCAUGACUCUGUAUUUAUGGUUGUUUUUUUUCUAGGAAAGCCAUGGUAUUUUCCUUUAAAAAGUAUUGAUUUAUUCAGUAAAACUGUAUUUAAGUAGAUAUGUGUUUACAUAACGCAGCUUCCAAAUUUUUUGUAAGAACCACUUUACAAAAAUAAUUUAACAAUGUGAGUUUAAAUGCUUUGCUAUCCUUCCAUUUCCUGGGGAGGCUUGGCUUUGACAUCUGUCAAAGAGAAAUAAAAUUCCAAAAAUUAAAAUUGGAAAAAAAUAUAUGUAAAUGCUUUCAAUACUUUAACCAUAACAAACUUUUCUGGUUUGCUGCAUUUUGGGUAAGAGUAACAAACUAAACCAUAUAGAGUUAAUAGACCAAUCAAGAUUAAUUCAUAAAAAAGACUAAAGCACAAUUUAAGAAAAACCCUAAAGGCUUUUUUUUCCAAAUUAACUGCAUUAGUUGUUCUAUAAUACUAAACAAACAUUGUACAGAAUAGCUGUGCAGUUCCUUAAACCUUCAUGCAUAGACUCAAUAAAUACACUAUUUAUGUUUAUAAGUUAAAGGUGCACAGCUCCAGAAAACUUUGUCAAACACAAAAUAUAUUAAGCUCGCUAGGAGCAGGAUGCUGGCUAAUACUACUACAUUAUACAUGGUACAUUGCAUUCUAAAACUAAAACUGUGCGCACUCUCAUUUUCUAUAUGUGUGUGUGUCGUCUGUGUGUGUGUGUCAUCUGUGUGUGUGUGUGUGUGUGUGUGUAUAUAUAUAUAUAUCAGUGAUAGGAACUAUAUAUAUAUAUACACACACAGGAAAGCUUCACUAUAAAGAACAUGAAGGGACCAAAAAAUAGUUGAGUUUGUUAUACUGAAGUUCUUUAUACUGAAACAUAAGCAUUGUUAUAAAUAUGUAUACCGAUAAACACAUGAAACACCUUAAGUGUACUAAGGUUCAGUAUCUCGGUCAUUAGUCUAUGGCCGCUUGAAGAACCUGUUCACAUACUCUCUGCUGAUGCUUUGUCUAUGGUCAGGAGACACAUUGUAGGUAGCGCUGCUAACCUCAAAUCACACCCAUCAGUAAUGACAAUUAUAUGAAAAAAGUAUGCGUAAAUAAUGCUCGAUAAAUUUUUCCUGAGGAAUUAUGACACACACGAUAAAGCAAGGACAAUAAUAUGCAAAAAAAAAUUUAAAAUGUAGGCCUAUGUAUAUGAAUAAAAUGAAAAUUAAUGAAUCGAAGAAAAAAAACUAUUUGAACAAUACAAUCAUCUGAAUAUGUAAGAAAUGUCAAUAAUUUUACAGGAUAUUUUCAACCUUCAAUUCAAAGUAUUCAAGGUUAUACUUUUGAACAAUUGUCUUUAUUUGCUUCUUUUAUCCUGGUUGGAUAAAAACUGUCUUAUAAACAAACAACAGAAGACAAACAAAAUAACUUGUAAACAUUAACACCGUGUUCGUUACUUUCGUUUCUUCAGAUGUAGCGAAAAAACUACAAUAUGGAUUUAUUGCUCGUCAUGACUAUAAAAUGUUCCGCAUGUUUCUUUAAUUCAACGUGCCCUCUACAGUCAUCCCUUUCACCAUGUGCAAUUGAAAAGUCACACGUGCAUACAUUACAAAACGCGUGGUGUUCCAAAACAUUUGAAGACAAGCAUGGCCAUUCUUUUGAACAGUUAGGUCUUAGGUCGAAAGUUUUGAAGAAUUGCGUUCUUUUUUUUCUAUCCCAGAUACACAUUUGUUCUGUCAAACGCUUCAUUUCUAUAACCGGCACUGAAGAUUACAACACUAUUGAAAAAAGGAAAAAAAAUUCACGUCUGUAGACACGACAAAAACACUAUGGUAAAAAAAAUGACUUUCAAGAAAUAAAUUAAAACAACACAGGUUAGCCAAAGUACCGUACAAAAAUUAUCGUGAUGUAAGUAGCCAAGAAACGAAAAGUCCGAGAAUAUGUACUAGUUGUAUCGUACAACGGACGUAAUACCAUUCCAUUAUUAUUUCAAAACACGAGAAUUAAUCUACUCAUUUUGACAGUGCAUGCGCACACAUUUUGUUCCGUUUUUGUUUACGUACACGCUGUUACGUUUGAAUAAAAAAUUAAAAAUUAAGUACAAGUAUUUGGAUGGUAAUUUUUUUAAAAUUUGCCUCAAGGUUGUUCGUUCAAGUGAAUAUUUUUAUUUCAGGAAGAAACGGACCGUCGUAAAAUUCGUUAAGAUGAAAUAAAAUUCAAGGUUAUUAUAUACGUUUUUGGCGGGACCAAACAAUGAGUUCGGUUAAGUGAAGUGUUCGUUUAACUGAAGUUCGUUGUACUGGUGCUUUCCUCUCUCUCUCUCUCUGUGUGUGUGUGUGUGUGUGUAUGUGUGUGUGUGUGUGUAUCAGUGAUAGGAACUGAGCACAAAUUAUAUCUCUGCACUCAUUACAACUGUUAAUAAACACACAAGUCCCCUCAACCUUCAACUUAAUAGGCCGUUACUAAAUUGCUGGAAUACAGUUUAAAAUUGUACUCGGACUUUUUAACAAGAAUGUCACAAUAGUGGCCAUGCCACCUUUCGACUGGCUGUACACAAUUUUAAAUUGCUGAAUGCCCUACCUGCAGCAAUAUUUCAGUAGCUAAUGCUUAGUUCAAAUAAAACCUCAUAGUUCAGAAUUAGAUCAGUUCAGCAGGCAAUGCAAUUUACUUUUUUAAAACACUUGUAAAUGUGGUCCACAUCUACCAGAAAAUUGAUGAAAGCUGAUAAUGUUGACUACUAUUAAAUUGAAAUAGACUCACUAUUUGCUGCCUAAGAUCUCACUUUUUCAUCCUUUUGUUUCACAAUGUAAGGCACUUUUUAACCACCGUCGACCUCACAGGUCAAAUUUAGAAACUGAGUAGUCCGCAAAACCAUGAACAUCAGCGUGACUGCUACCACACAUGCAGCGCACUUCCGAACUCCAUCCAGCCUGGCACGUGAAUCACCUCGUCACUGUUACGUGCACUAACCGUCUGCUUCGCUUCGAUUAUGGCACCAUACUCGAUGAGGUUUUAAAACACAAUUUAUUAAGUCUUUUAGCUUGCACGGAUAUCAUAUUCACCUCCCUAAAGCAUAGCUUUAGCAAAAAUAAUUUACACUUCAUAAAAUCGACCACCUUAUUAAAUUCAAACGAAAUAAUUACAAAUUAUUUACAACCAAUAUAAUACAAAAUUUCUUACAGUCAGCUCAUUUGAACUCUUCAGGGAAAAGAAAUCACAUUUUAAGCACUUUGACACUACAGACAUUCCAAAGAGCACCAGCUAACCAGGUAUUGUGUAUACCGGCAAAUUAUACCCAUUAAGAUCUCUUAACAUGAAAAAAUAAAUGAAACCAACUGCCGUGAAGCAAAAAAAUAAAAGACCAUCUGGUAGCAGCUAUAAAACAUAUGUUUCGCAUGCAUUUAAAUGCCAGUUAAAAUUAUAUUGACAUUCAAAAGCCAGAAAAAUCACUAAUUUGGACGGAUGUGGUUUUGAACAUGCUGUAUUAAAGAGCUUUUGCUGUACUAUGUUUCUUGUAAGCAACAGGGUAAACUACUGUGCCCGGCAGAUAACUUGGCGUCUGAGCUCCCUAGUCCUGUCUAUGGUAAAAGGGAGGGCGAAGAGAAAGCGAUACCCUAUUGUCAAGGUCAGCGGCCAGGUUUGUACUAGCAGCACAGAAAACAUUCGGCGUGUGACUUCCUACACUACGUAAGUCUGUAUCCACGCCCGUGGGGGCUCCUAGGCGGUAAGGCCUUUUGGCUAAGAGCGCUGGGUUACCAAACCAAAAGUGAGAAAUCCUAUGAAUUGUACUUGUACUACAUAAGUGUAACAUUGUGUAAAUUGCAGUGGUUGUGCUCGAAUAUUUGUACUCAUCUGUCAGGAAAAGUAACAAACUAUUAUCAAAACCUGCAACGUUUUACUAUGUCCCAUCAAAUAUACUCACGGUGUCUGCUAAUUAUUAUGCUAACCAAAAUUAAUUGAAAUGUUGUUAACUCAGUAACGAGCGAAAACCAGACACGAUUUAUUUUGGAAAACUAGGUCACUUAGUAUGUAAAAUAAAUUUAAAACUAUGCUUCUCAAUUCAUUGUGUUCUCAAAGUUAUUUUUAUUAAAAGCCUUACAAGAAAAAGCAAACGACCAAAACAUUACGCAAUUGUAGCUCUCCGCGCAAAAGCUAUCUCACAGUUGACGCAGGAGCCAGCCCUUAUUGUUCUCCGGUUUCCGUACCUAAAACUUGCCAUUUAGCGCUGGAUUUACAUUUAACUAAACAUGGAGCUUGUUAUGUUAUAUUUGCUGCUUUAACUUUGUCAGUCGUUUAGGAAACACCUGACUACCAACGUAAAUGGCAUUUAAAAAAUGCUUGUGUAUGUGUGGCUUUAUAUUUUAAUGCACCUUUAAUCGAUUAUUUAUUAUAAAUGUAAAUACAAUUUGCAUUCUACUUCCACUUUAGAAUGCAUAUUAUAACCUUCAAAACCUCAUAUAUAUUAUAUGAUUUGUUAAAUGUAAGUGUGAAGUUCUCUUUCUAUGAUGAUUGAUUGUAUUAGGUGAUGAAAAACAAAAUUAAGUUAAAAUUAAUUACUGUUAUUACUAUUCGAUUGUCAGCAUUCAUAGUGUACAAACAAUGCAGAACAUAUAACUUACAAUGUUAAACUUUCCAUUUAAGCCACUUUUGCGCUUUUUUGGAGUAAUAGCAACUUAUACCAUAGAAUAAACAGUUUUUAUUAUUUCCCACUCUCCGCUAUGUAUCACUUUACCGUGCCUCUGCGAGCUGCCACCUUCGCCUUCCAUUUUUGGGUAUACACUGAAGGGCGAUAUUUUCCUAACAGCCACUACACGGCUCUCGGCUACGUUUCGCCUGCUUACCCCCUCUUCUUACUCCGGUCCCGCUGUCCCCGCACCCUGCGCUGAGAGACGCCAAGAUAACUGCCGGCCACAGUAUAGUUCUUUCUUUGCAGAUUUCCUUAUUUCACUGGCUAAUGUUUUGUGUGUAACAUUAAAAUUUGUUUAUUAUUUUGAAAUGUUGUAGGCCUUGUUACAUUUAUAACUCAUUGUUUCUUGUGUUGUUUAUUUUGAUCUAGUUUAUCACGACACAGUUUUAAAUGUUUUUAAGUAUUGUACGUAGAAAAAAAAUAUAAAUAUUAGUUGCAUUGCAUUAGAAAUAUUAGAAUGAAAAUAAAUUAUUUUUAUAUGUUUUAAUAGCUCUGCAUUAAUUAAGUUUGGCAUGAAUAUGGGGUAAUCUUGCAUUGUUAUAAAGUUAGGACAUAAAGUGAUCUUUGUAAUUGUUUCUUCUUUUGAUGAUUUGAUCCCUCUCUGCCAUAUUACUUAGUGCCUAUUUUAUCAUGUGUGUAAUAUAAUAACUGUUUAUUUACUGCCCUGAUGUGCAGAAUUUUGAUCUUUUCAAUAGUGAUAGAUUGUUUUUAAAUCUAUAUCUCCCUCUGUAUUUGAAACAAGUCAGGGGAAAACUGAAAAAGUCAGGUGUGUUUUUUAUAGGUCAGGAAAUUUUUUGAGAAAGCUUGAUUCUGUAAUGAUUACUUUAAUGGCAGCCAGUCGUUAUAAAAGUAUGAGUUAGCUGUAUCAUUUUCAAAAUUGUGUCUGCAAAUUACCAUAUUUACCCAAUAAUAAUCACGCAAGAAUUUUUUUAAAAUGUGUGUUGAAAAAGCAAGGUGCACGGCUUAUUCAAAACUUGACAAUGUUGCAAGGCAAUGCUGCAUAGCACAAGUUCCUUCAAGCUCCAAGGUUGGUUAACCUUCUGUUUCUUAAUGGACAACAAACAUCUUGCAUGUAAUUUUAAAGUGCAUAUUUUUUUUGAAAAAUGAUUACCGUAGGUUUGCAGUUGCAAUCAUCUACAGUGGCUGAAAAACCCUUAAAUUAUUAAAAUUGAUGAGGGAAAUGUAAAUAUUGCUAAGGGAAGAAAGUCGUAUAUGUGAGUGGAGGGAAAAAAAUAAGAUAGUGUAAUGGUGCUUAACUGCAGUAAACAAAACAUCUUCCAUCGGUACACCACUCAUUUUUCAUUCAUGACCAUUUUUUCCUUACUUCAAUGUAAACAUUAUAUCAUUGACGGUUAAUCCAUAAAUAAAAUAUUUACUGCCUAUCAUCUGCAAAGAUGUCUAUUUACAAUUCACAUUAAUAAUUUGAAUGGAAGUAUUGAAACUUCAUAGUAUUCUUGUGGCAAGAAUAAAGUGCUAAAAAAAUAACUUGUAGGGGUCUACAACGGUAACCACAAUGCUAUAUAAUUCUGCAGAAAACCUUUAAGGGAUUUUAUAAUUUGGCAUGAUUAUGCAAGCCCGGAAAAAAUUAAUAUAAAGUUGAAAUAUGAUUUUAAGAUCUGUUUUUAAGUUUGGUGCGAGGCUUAUUCCAACCAAAUUUUUUUGGUUAUGGUCUAAAUAUCAUGGUUGUGAGGCUUAUUCAAUAGCACUGCUUAGGUAAUUUUAAAGAUAGCCACUUUUCUGUAAAAAAAAAAUUAAUUUAAAAUUCUUAACAGCAUUUUUUUACUUCCUGACAUGUUUUACAAUGAUUCGCUAAAAUGGUGGUGUGAUAUAAGUGGUUUGGUUAGGUUAUAUAUUACAAAUACUGUGAUGUUGUGAAAAUGAUCAGUUAUGUUUGGCUAGCUACAUUAAAAAUCAUGGAAUUUUGUUUAUACAGUUGGUUAGGAAUUACCUGUACCUGGAUAAUAAACAACUAAAGAUACAUAUUAUAACAUUCAUAUUGUCCUACAUUGAAUAAAACUAAGUUCAAUUUUUAUUUACACAUCUGUCUGUUGAAUACUCGCAGUUAAAAAGAAUGCUUAUUAGUUUUUAAAAGUGAAGUAGUGUAACGGUGCAAAAUUACGAUCAGGGAAAAUUAUUAUCAAGUCAGGGAAUUUCAUUUUGGAUUUUGUGUGGCCACCCUGCCAAUGUUUUUUAGGUAAUGAAAAUGGAUCAGAGCAAACAAAAUUUAUAACAGUAAAAAUUGAAUCAGUUUUGCUCUGCAGGUGCAGUCAAAUGUCCCAUUUUUUGACUGCCUCAUUGCAUAUACAGCACUAGCAAAGAGUGUGACUUCUAAGGAUGUAAAUGUGUGGAGAACAUUGUCAAUUAGGUUUACAUCCUAAUCUGUGUUCAUUUUUAAGUUUUCAAGUGGGAAAAUAGUUUAGCAUUGAGAAUUUUCAUUUUGAAACAAAAAUUACAUAUGAAAUUUUUGUUAAAACUUUUUUUUUUGUUACAUAUCAAAAUUAUGAAGUUCAGUACUAAGCAAAAAGUUUUGUAAUCAUUUGCGUUUGUGUAAGUACAUAAAUAUCUUGCAUAUUUAGCAUUCAAUUUGCCUCUCAAAUCUAUUGGUCAUUUGGUUGCAACUCUGUCUGUAAUUUUAUGUAUUUUUUCACAGAUUGAAGAAUCUUUUUUCUAUGAAUGUUACAUGGUUUGCUGUCAAAACUGCAUCUAUGUUGCAUGUGUAUGAUGAAGAUGUAAACAGUAAAAAUUAACCGUGAAUUAGGUACAACUAUUGAAUCAUAGUACAAAACAGUGACAUGUUAGAUGUGGUGUAUUGCAGGCAGUAACUGAAAAAAAACUGCGUGAUUCUUGUUGAAAGUAAGGAUUGUAAAUAGUUGGUCAGUGGUUAUUUUUAAUUUUGUUUGAUCCUUUGCAAGAGUUUAAUCUGCUAUCUUUAUGUUAUCAGACAACUGCAGUACAUACAAUGUUUCUGUGCUGUUGUUCCAUUUGCCAUGAUUCAAAGUGUGCAUCCACAUGUUUAUAAGUUUGAAUCAAUACAUUUUAUUUUCAGUAAAUCAUACAUAGUUUGUUACAAACAUUCCUAAGAUAAUAUUUGAUAAUAUUUGAACAUAUGGAAAUUUGGCAAACUAAAUAUGAACUUUAUAAGCCAGCUGUGAUUUAUGAGAGAACAUACCUGCAAAUUUACUCUUGUUCCACUGUAUUUUUGCUAUGAAAAUGGCUGAAUUAAGCUUACCUUUUUCUUGUGAAGUGUUGGUGUUUUUAGUGUUUUCAUUAAAUUUCUUUAGAGGGAGUGUGCAUGUAUGUUCUCGUUACAUGUGCAGGCAUUUUGCUUGUGGUAUUAGGUUUGAAGUGAAUGUUUGUACUGCUGAAUCGUCACAUCAUGUGUGAAAUUUAUGUUAGUUUUACAUUGUAUUUCAUUUGACAAACUGAAUCAAAUUAAUGCGCUGAUUGGAAUUGGUCCAACGUCUUUGUUAUUUUUGGUGAUUGAGAUCACAUAAUUCAUUGAGAGUUUUUUUUAUGUUGAAUUGAUUUCCUCAGCAAUAAUUACAUAAUGUGUGUAUAUUUAGUUUGCUGUUCACUUGGCAAGCACAAGUAUUAUUUCUGUUAAAAAGAAAUUUAAAAAAAAUCUAAUUGGUUUGUCUUGAUGCUGCAAAAUUAUCAAGACUUGUAUACAAAGAUAAUAGUAUUCUGCAUUUGAAUAGUAUUCAACACCCUGCUUGUCUUUUUGCUUUUAUUUCAGUAUCAUAAUGUUCCGUGCACUGCAAACUUUGAAUAGGUCUCAUUGGUAAAUGCAAGAUCUCCACAUACGUGUUCAAGAAGAAAGGCAUUGGAAAGAAGUGCAGUUAUGAGGCACUAUACCAUAGGUUUUAUACUGAAUAAUGUAUACUGUUGUCAGUGCCAUUGAAAUUUUAUAAAAUAAAAAGUCUGUUAACAUUGAACUAUAA
Messenger RNA from Bacillus rossius redtenbacheri, 12064 nucleotides. RefSeq names its product cyclin-dependent kinase 17-like. The transcript has 10 exons. Gene Ontology annotation, biological process: protein phosphorylation. Bases 695 to 2086 code for a protein of 463 amino acids. NCBI's taxonomy places the organism in Eukaryota, Metazoa, Arthropoda, Insecta, Phasmatodea, Bacillidae. Gene Ontology annotation, molecular function: cyclin-dependent protein serine/threonine kinase activity; ATP binding. The record is from RefSeq and is a predicted model, not a curated record. Gene Ontology annotation, cellular component: cytoplasm; nucleus.